Molecule: messenger RNA, 1590 nt
Organism: Soboliphyme baturini
Lineage: Eukaryota; Metazoa; Nematoda; Enoplea; Dioctophymatida; Soboliphymatidae
Source: the annotation of a GenBank genome assembly
AUGGACAGGCUGUUCGCUUCGUUGCUGCUUCUUUCAACGCUAGCAACGGUAUUCGGGUACUAUGUCCCCUGCUAUGGACCUAACUGCGAAUAUUACCAUAAUGACUACCCGACGACGACCGAAGCCACUACUCCAGCGUCAGACGACCCCGAAACACCGCCAGGCUGGACUUAUCCCUGGUACUUGAGCACAACACCAUCCACUCCAAUUUCUGAUACUCCGGAAACCACAACCUACGUACCUUACUGGCUGUACUAUCGUCCAAGAAGGACUACAACUACGACGCUCACCACCCCGAUUUCUGAAACUCCUGAAACCACUACUCCUACAACUCCGAUUUCAGAAACUCCAGAGACUACCACCCAUACCACGCGUCACCAUCAUCACCCCUACUGGCACCAUCACUUCAGGACAACGACCACUACCACUCCUACCACUCCGAUUUCAGAAACGCCUGAAACUACCACCCAUACCACGCGUCACCAUCAUCACCGCUAUUGGCAUCAUCACUUCAGGACAACGACCACUACUACUCCUACCACUCCGAUUUCAGAAACGCCUGAAACUACCACCCACACUACGCGUCAUCAUCAUCAUCCCUAUUGGUAUCAUCACUUCAGGACAACGACCACUACCACUCCUACCACUCCGAUUUCAGAAACGCCUGAGACUACCACCCACACUACGCGUCAUCAUCAUCACCCCUAUUGGUAUCAUCACUUCAGGACAACCACCACUACCACUCCUACCACUCCGAUUUCAGAAACGCCUGAAACUACCACCCAUACCACGCGUCACCAUCAUCACCGUUAUUGGCAUCAUCACUUCAGGACAACCACCACUACCAUUCCAACCACUCCAAUUUCAGAAACGCCCGAGACUACCACCCACACUACGCGUCAUCAUCAUCACCCCUACUGGUAUCAUCACUUCAGGACAACCACCACUACCACUCCUACCACUCCGAUUUCAGAAACGCCCGAGACUACCACCCAUACCACGCGUCAUCAUCAUCAUCGCUAUUGGCAUCAUCACUUCAGGACAACCACCACUACUACUCCUACCACUCCGAUUUCAGAAACGCCUGAGACUACCACCCAUACCACGCGUCAUCAUCAUCACCCCUAUUGGUAUCAUCACUUCAGGACAACCACCACCACUACUCCUACCACUCCGAUUUCAGAAACGCCUGAGACUACCACCCAUACCACGCGUCACCAUCAUCACCCCUAUUGGUAUCAUCACUUCAGGACAACCACCGCUACUACUCCGAUUUCCGACACUCCUGAGACUACAACCGUAACGCCGUACUGGUUUUACUGGAGAACGACAACGCCAACUACGCCGAUAUCUGACACUCCAGAAACAACGACGAUUACCACAACCAGGCGUCAUCGGAACCUGCAUGAAAAGUCUUUGUUUAUUGGUUCGCCAAACAGUGAAAAGUUUUUCUACUUUCAAGAAAACAGCCCUCUUCGUUUCCGUAGCAACGUGCUCUUCAGGGAUGACAAACACCUGGAGAUCGGCGGUUUCAGAGUUGGACAUCCAGAUUUUCCCGUUUACGUUGCUAACGAUGCAAUACAUCACUGA